Fulvia fulva is the source of this 792-nucleotide messenger RNA. Its product is annotated as Short chain dehydrogenase citE. The transcript has 4 exons. NCBI's taxonomy places the organism in Eukaryota, Fungi, Ascomycota, Dothideomycetes, Mycosphaerellales, Mycosphaerellaceae. The record is from RefSeq and is a predicted model, not a curated record. Bases 1 to 792 code for a protein of 263 amino acids. Gene Ontology annotation, molecular function: oxidoreductase activity, acting on the CH-OH group of donors, NAD or NADP as acceptor.
AUGGCACGUCUUUAUCCUUCCUUCACGCCAACGUACCACAACGACCAGUAUCCAGCAAUUGACCCACCUCAGCCGCACCUUGACUGCUCAAGCAAGAUCGCCAUCGCGAUAGCAUUUGCUCAAGCCCACGCGAAAGGCAUCGCUCUGCUAGGCCGAACCCGCUCAACCUUGAACGAGACCGCCGCGAAGGUCAGAGAGAUUUCCAGCACCACAGAUGUCUUCCUCAUAGUCGCCCACUACAACGCGGCCCCUGGCAUCCUCGUCAACAACGCAGGUGGCUUCAGCGGCAUAGGCUCACUAAUCGAUGUCAACUUCGACGAGUUCUGGCAAUCCUUCGAACUCAACACUAAAGGGCCCUUACUCGUCUCCCAAUGCUUCAUGCGCGCCUGUCGCGACCAUCAGGGUAUCGACUCUCGCAAAACGCUCAUCAAUGUCACAUCAGGCGCCGCCCACAUCCCAUACUUCCCAACCGGUGCCUCCUACGCCUGUUCCAAGCUGGCCAGCGCGAAGAUUACAGAGUAUAUUCACUACGAGUAUCCCGAGUGGAAUGUCUUCAACCUCCAGCCGGCAGUUGUAGCGACGGAUUUGGCGAGGCAGGCAGGGAGGAAGGCGCCUGAUUCGCCGAGACUGCCGGCAGGGAUGGCGGUGAACUGGCGGAGCGGAAGGAGGAGAUUGUGGAGAAAGAGGUUGCUGUUGCUGGGCUUAAGGGGCUUUGCGGAGGAGGAGAAUGACGAGGAGUUGAUUAGACGGGCGAAGAGUGUGCAUAGGAAUGCGGAUAAGCCUGCUGAGUAA